This is a messenger RNA of Pollicipes pollicipes, 1341 nucleotides long. Its product is annotated as protein FAM166B. NCBI's taxonomy places the organism in Eukaryota, Metazoa, Arthropoda, Thecostraca, Pollicipedomorpha, Pollicipedidae. The record is from RefSeq and is a predicted model, not a curated record. The transcript has 3 exons. Bases 132 to 1166 code for a protein of 344 amino acids.
UCGAGUUCACAAAUUUCUGGUUUGGAAUUGGUAUGCGUUCCGAAUAAAUUUAAGUGUUGCCUAUCCUCAAGGGUAAAUUUUUUUAGUAAACCUAUUUUUUUGCUUUCUGUUAACUCCAACAUUUUUAAAACAUGGCUCAGAUAAAUGGCGACUGCAAACCUGGUGGUCAGACUGGUCAGCUGCCUUGCUGCAUCCCUGAGGACGGAUUCAGGCCGCAAGCAAGACACCUUUGCGUCCAAGGCAAUGGAAACUUCACUCAGCACCAAACCUCCGAAGGGUGCAGAUCAAAGAUGCCCCCCGGUCCACCGGGCUGCGCCGCUGAGCGUCUACUACAGCCCAACAACCACUAUGUAUGCGACCAGAAGCAGGUGCUGCGGCAGCAGCACCUCGUAAAGAAGUACGCCGGCGGCGCUUCAUGCAACCCCUGUCGGCCCGGUUAUAACCCGGACUGUGCUGUGCCCCUGUGGAGUCACAACAAACAAGGUUUCCGCGGUGCCGUACCCUACACGGGGCCGUAUGACAAAGAGGCGCCCUACCACUACGCUGAGUCGCCCUACUACAUGGACAACGAUGACCCCCGCAAGUUCUUCAUGUCAGGAUAUACAGGCUUUGUGCCAAACACGCAGUCGGUGAUCGGCAACGUCUUCCCGCUCACCACCAACAAAGGCCUGCGCAAGUUUACUGACCUGCAGUGCAAUGUCAAACAGAACUUCUGCAAGCCGGUCAUCGUCAGCACGAAAGACCGCAAUUUCGUGCCUCCCGUGGAGCAGUUACAGCAAUGCAGCAAAGACCCGCUGAGAACCAUCCAAAUACCGGACGUGGGCAUAGAAUAUGAUCCGACCAUAUUGCUCGACUGCACCUCCAGUUCCGGCGCUGGCUUCGGUUUGAGCUCCGGUUCCGGCUCUGGGAACGUCUCCAGCUCCUGUUGCGGUUCCAAAGGAGACUUUGCAGAUAGCGGCGGCCAGGCUGCGUUAGGCCACAACCAGGAAGGUGCUAGACGCAAGAUGAAAAUGUUCAGACGCAAGGACCCCCACCCCAUCUACCGUGUAGAGGAAGGCUUAUUGCCGACUUACGGAGGUCACGUUCCAAACCAGCAGUUCCGCUUCGGAGGUACCUUCGGUCGCGAAACACUCAAUGCACGGAAUCUGAGCAAACGCCGAGGCUGAAACCGAUUUGUAAAUCUUAUGCAUUCGUUCCUCAUGUCAACAUUUACGUGCGGACACAUGCCACAUUUGGCAUAGCUUUUUUCAGCAAGGUUCAGCAAACUCGCGCAAUGCAGAACUGGGAGCAACUGCUAAACCGAACACACGUCUGUUUACACAAUAUACAUGUUUUGACCAA